Molecule: messenger RNA, 6123 nt
Organism: Actinia tenebrosa (Australian red waratah sea anemone)
Lineage: Eukaryota; Metazoa; Cnidaria; Anthozoa; Actiniaria; Actiniidae
Product: creatine kinase, flagellar
Biological process (GO): phosphocreatine biosynthetic process
Molecular function (GO): creatine kinase activity
Source: RefSeq, a predicted model, not a curated record
GAGAGUUCUUCCUCCGAUUUCCAAACACCUCAAAGUCAGUUAAAAAAACUCGGCUGCGCCUCGUUUUUUUGAACUCACUUUUCGGUGUUGGAAAUCGGAGGAAAAACUCUCUCGCGUGUUUGAAAUAUUACAUGAAAAUCUUGGACUUGCAAUAGAACUUUGCAAACAUCAUAAUGUACAGAUAUUAGGCGUGCAAGAAAGCUGGAGAACUGGUACUGAGUAUAUUGAGUUUAGUGAAAACAAGGAACAGUGGAAAUGGAUAAAUUUCGGAUAUGAAAAAAAGAAUAGAGCAGGGGUUGGCUUUAUCCUUGGUCCCAACGUGAGAGUGAUGAAAACAGUGGAACACCUGGCUGGUAGAAUCCUAACAAUCUAUGUUAAAUGUUAUGGCUUAUGUUUACGAAUAACUAAACUGAAGUUGAGAAUCUUGAAAAGAAACAACGCUUUUAUAACGAGCUUCGAAAAUCAAUGGUUGUCAAGGAAAUGAAAAAGUACACUACUACUAGGAGAUUUUAACGCUGUUAACGCUAAUGUUAUUUACGAGGGAUAUACACCAACAAUAGGAAGAAACAACUCCUCUACAAACCAUACCAACGAAAAUGGAAGACUAUUAUUAUAACUUUGUCAAGAGCAUAAUUUACGUAUCAAUACUAUCUUUAAGUCUAAACGUAUUCAUCGAAAUACUCACAUUCUACCGGACGGUACGAAACGACGUUUAGACUACAUAAUAGCUGGAACUCAACUUCUCAAACUAAUGGAAAACUGUAGAGUUUAUAAUAAACCUAAAAAUGACUGGAAGAAAGCGAUAGGUACAGAUCACACGGGAAUUUGCACUUUCUAAGAAGUAUAUAACAUGCUUUCAACAACAAGGAACAAGAGUCUCACGGAAAUUAAACCUACCACUUUAAAGAUCACUUCAGGAAGAGAGAAGAUAUUGAUAUGCCCCAAGAACUUGUACACCCUGAAAGGUAUCCAGAACUAUUCAACGAUCAGAAAAUGGAUAUAAACUUCAGAUCCACCUAACAGAGAGGAAACAAAAUCUGCUUUUAAAAGCUUCAAUAAUGGAAAGAGCUUUGGAACUGAUAAAGUACCAACUGAAGCAUUUAAGUACGGAGUAUCUUCCAAUUUACUCAUCAUGGCCGUAUGGAUGUUAUUGCAAACUAUUUGGAUAACGAUGACGAUUCCCUCUGACUGGCUGAAACUCUCUAUAACCUGUCUCUUUAAAAAAAGAAGUAAACAACUAGCGAGUAACUACCGUGCUCUGUCUGUAGGGGCAAACAUCUCAAAGAUUUUAUCCAAGAUAAUUAUUACACGACUAAAAGAAAGCUACGAGGAAAACAUAUCAAAAGCACAGUUUGGCUUCAGACAGGACAGAUCUACGACUGAUGGGGUAUUUAUCAUGCGACAUUUUUAAAGAACACCGAGGGACGGAUAAUUGCAUUGUAUAUUGACUUAGCAGCAGCAUUUGACAAGGUUCCGAGACACAGAAUGUAUGAAGUACUGAAAAUCAGAAGAAGUUGUAAGAAGUUGUUUGAUAUCUUAUGGUUACUGUAUGAUGGAACAACUGGAAGAAUCUGCGGUGAUGUUGAUGACUUUCCAAUUGAAGCAGGAACCAGACAAGGUGGUAUAGGAAAUCCAACUGUGUUCCAUUGGUUCUUUGAUUGGGUACUUAAGGUAUCUGCGCAUGAAAUCGAUCAACGUUUCCCUGAUGGAUGGGGUAUUCAAUGCACAUAUACAAUUGCAAAUGCUUGCUAUGGCAAAGAAACACUGGGCGCAUGAAUGGAACUGAAAUGAUUAAAUGGCUACUAUAUGCAGACGAUGUUGCAAUUUUUUCAAAGGAUCUUUCUAACUUACAGGAUAUUUUGGAUAUUGUAUACACAACUUGUUCUAGAUAUGGUCUACAGAUUAGCUUCAAGUAAACAAAAACACAAGUUUUCAAUGACUUAGAACUCAUGAACAAAGGAAGUCUACUGAACAUUUUUGGGAACGAUAUUGAGAAUGUUAAGGAAUUUAAAUAUCUGGGACAUAUGUUUUACAGCGACCCAAAAGAUUCUUUUGUUGACAACAGAAUUAUCAGUGCAACUGGUAAAUUACACGAUCUAAAGAAUGUUCUCACAGACAAUAAAGUGUCCAUGAAAACUGGAAAGAAAAUCUUAGAAUCCUGUAUUAGAUCUAGACUUCUUUAUUGCUCAGAAGCACAAUUACCGAAUGAGGAAGAACUGAAAAAACUCGAAACAUGCUGGUACGGCCUUCUAAGAAGGAUGAUAAAAAAUGGCUGGAAGAGAAAAACAGAUAGUGAUGCAUGAAGUCGAGCAGAAAGCAAGUCAAGAACAGGCAAAAAGCGGUAGCACAGAAAAAAAGGGCAGUAAACAAGUGCAUGUCAAAUCUUCGUCUGUUGUGACCGAUAACUUCCCGGAUCUCUCAUUGCACAACAACUGGAUGGCAAAAUGUCUCACACCAGAGCUAUACAACAAACUAUACAAACUGAAGACCCGUUCUGGUUACACGCUAGACUUGGCCAUCCAAACGGGCGUGGAUAAUCCUGGCCACCCAUUCAUCACCACAGUCGGCUGCGUAGCGGGUGACGAAGAAACGUAUCAAGUAUUUGCCGAGUUUUUUGACCCAGUAAUAGAGAAGCGACAUAAUGGAUAUAAGAAAACAGAUAUGCAUAAAACAGACCUUAAUGCGGCUAAUCUGAUUGGUGGAGACGAUCUUGACGAGAAGUACGUGUUGUCGUGUAGAGUAAGGACUGGGCGAAGCAUCAGAGGUCUCGGCUUGCCUCCAUUUUGCACUCGUGGCGAAAGACGGGAGGUGGAAAAGGUCGUUGUUGGAGCUCUAGAUUCUCUAGAUGGAGACUUCAAAGGAAAAUAUUAUCCUUUGGGCAAGAUGACCGAUGAAGAACAAGAACAGCUCAUCAAGGAUCACUUCCUAUUUGAUAAGCCUGUCUCUCCACUCCUAUUGUCUGCGCGUAUGGCACGGGACUGGCCCGACGCCCGCGGGAUCUGGCAUAACGAAAACAAGACCUUCUUGGUAUGGGUCAAUGAGGAGGAUCACACUCGCGUCAUUUCAAUGCAGAAGGGAGGAAACAUGAAGCAAGUAUUCACACGUUUCUGUGACGGCUUGAAUAAGGUCGAGUCUGCUAUCAAAUCCAAGGGAGGCGAAUUCAUGUGGAAUCCUCACCUUGGAUACGUCUUGACAUGUCCUUCAAACCUUGGCACAGGUUUGCGUGCUGGUGUCCAUGUUAAACUUCCCCUCCUGAGCGAGAAUACGAACUUCGAAAGAACAUUACGUCUUCUCCGACUCCAGAAGCGUGGGACAGGGGGAGUCGACACUGCAUCAACUGACGGCACAUUUGAUAUUUCGAAUCUAGACAGACUUGGUUCGUCUGAAGUUGAACAAGUACAGCAGGUCGUAGAUGGUGUCAAGUUGUUGGUGAAAAUGGAAAAAGCCCUCGAAGCUGGACAGUCUAUCGAAAGACUGAUCCCAAAACCGAAUGCGCCUCCGAAAAUCAUCGAAUCAAACUUCCCUGACUUUUCAAACCACAAUAACUGGAUGGCCAAGUGCUUAACAAAGGAAGCAUAUGAAAAGAUGUCCGCACUUCGAACUCCAUCUGGAUUCAGCUUGGAUCAAGCAAUACAGACCGGUGUAGAUAAUCCUGGCCAUCCAUUCAUCAUGACAGUUGGCUGUGUUGCAGGUGAUGAAGAGUCUUAUAGCGUGUUUGCUGACUUGUUUGAUCCUGUCAUUGAAAUGCGCCAUAAUGGCUACAAGAAAUCUGCCAAGCACAAGACCGACCUUAAUCCGCAUAACCUCGUUGGAGGCAACGACCUAGAUGACGACUAUGUGCUUUCCUGUCGUGUUAGAACUGGACGAAGCAUUCGAGGACUGUGUUUACCACCCUGGUGUAGCCGAGCAGAAAGGCGCGAUGUAGAGAAAAUCGUUACAAAUGCCCUCGCAAAACUUCAUGGGCAUUUCAAAGGAACGUAUUACUCCCUGGCAACCAUGACAGACGAAGAACAGGAACAACUUAUUAAUGACCAUUUCUUGUUUGACAAACCCGUAUCGCCUCUCUUGCUGUCCUCGCGCAUGGCUCGGGACUGGCCUGACGCCCGCGGGAUUUGGCACAACAGCGCCAAAGAUUUCCUAGUGUGGAUUAACGAGGAGGAUCACACCCGUGUGAUCUCGAUGCAGAAGGGAGGUAAUAUGAAGGAAGUGUUCACACGAUUCUGUGACGGGCUCUACAAAGUCGAAGCAGCGAUUAAGAAAAAAGGACACGAAUUCAUGUGGAACAGGCAUCUGGGAUUCAUUCUAACAUGCCCCUCGAACCUUGGAACRGGUCUGCGCGGCGGCGUUCAUCUCAAGAUUCCUUUACUCAGUGAAAACCACGAAUUUGAACAACUUCUAAAAGCUUUGCGCCUGCAAAAACGAGGAACCGGUGGAGUAGAUACUGCCUCGGUUGGCGGGGUCUUUGACAUCUCGAACUCAGAUCGCCUUGGGUCGUCGGAAGUUGAACAAGUUCAGACAGUGGUAGAUGGAGUUAAGUUGAUGAUCGAGCUGGAAAAAGCACUAGAAUUGGGAAUGGACAUCGAAGGAUACUGUGAAUCUGUGAAGAAAGGAAAGAAAGUCAGAGGAAUCAUCAGCACUGUCCACAAGGCAAGAGCUGCAGAAGAAAAAAAGCAUCCAAAAUCCAAACCGAAAGUGGAAAAUCGAGCUCCACUGGCUGUUGACAACUUCCCCGAUCUAAGCUCCCACAACAACUGGAUGGCCAAGUGUCUAACGAGAGACAUCUACGAUAAGUUAUGUAAUUUCAAGACUCCCAGUGGUUUUACGCUGGACGGUGUCAUUCAGACUGGAGUGGACAAUCCUGGACACCCUUUUAUUUACACUGUGGGGUGUGUUGCCGGUGAUGAAGAAACGUACGAGGUAUUUGGCGCUCUACUUGAUCCAGUCAUCGAAGCACGGCACAACGGUUACAAGAAAGACGCCAAACAUGUGACAGACCUUAAUCAUGAACAUCUGGUUGGUGGAGAUCUUGAUUCCGAGUUUGUUUUGUCUUGCCGCGUGAGGACUGGGCGCUCCAUCCGGGGAUUAUCUUUGCCGCCUCACUGCACGCGUGCUGAGCGUCGAGAAGUUGAAAAGAUUGCUGUUACGUCAUUGGAUAAGCUGGAAGGUUCUCUUAAAGGGAGGUAUUAUCCGCUGUCAAAGAUGACUGACGAAGAACAAAAUCAACUCAUUAAAGAUCAUUUCUUGUUCGACAAACCAGUAUCACCACUCCUGACGUCAUCUCGCAUGGCACGUGACUGGCCCGACGCCCGCGGGAUCUGGCACAACGACGCGAAAAACUUCUUGGUCUGGGUCAACGAAGAGGACCACUUACGAGUGAUUUCAAUGGAGAAAGGUGGAAAUAUGCGAGGAGUGUUUGAGAGGUUUUGUCAAGGUCUCAGUCAAAUAGAAUCCUUGAUGAAAGAGAGCGGAAAAGAAUUUAUGUGGAACGAACAUCUUGGCUACGUCCUUACCUGCCCGUCAAACCUCGGCACAGGCUUGCGAGGCGGCGUCCACGUUAAACUUCCCCAAUUAUCCCAACAUCCUCGCUUCGAUGAAAUCCUGGAGAAACUGAGACUGCAGAAGCGAGGAACUGGAGGAGUGGACACGGCUUCUACUGAUGGUACUUUCGAUAUAUCCAACCUCGAUAGACUUGGGUUUUCGGAAGUGCAACUGGUGCAGAAGGUUGUGGAUGGCGUGAAGCUGUUGGUCGAUGUGGAAAAAAAACUCAUGGCUGGCGAAGAUAUUGAUAGCUUGAUACCCAACUAAGAUUUCUUUUUUUCUAAAAUAUGUCACUGCUUUUUUGGUAUGCAUUACUGCCUUACAUUUGCAGUGCUUGCCACUCACUUUACAAUUUUCAAUUUGGAAAAAAUCUUCAAUCAAAAUUGAUGUGAUAUGAAUCAAACUGGUGGAGUAAUGAGAUUUUAUUUCUUUCUAUUAUGGACUAAAAAUAACCAGGAUUAACAGUAGCUUGUCUAUAUAAAUCAAGCUAACAUGAACGGACUUUAUUUUUCUUCGACCGAAGAAGUAAUUUUACAGCUGCGUGGAACAUAAAUUAAAUUAUCUGGAUUAAACUUCAAAAAAUCA